AUGCACCAAGUCGCCAUUGUCGUUUGGUUCUUCGCCCACGGGAAAGAGGCCUGUUACGGAACGACUCAAAGUUAUCGAGAAAGCCACCAAUCUGACGCCAAGAGAAUUGAGGCCGCUCUUUCGAGGUGCAGAGACCUGCUGACUGAAACACGCGAUGGCAACGACGGCACCUGGAGUGAAGCCGAUGGUCCGUUGCUGUUUAAUGCAUUUGCCGUUUUGCGCGUUUCGUAUGGCCGAGCUUUCAUCAACUUCCGAUCGUUAGAUCGCUCGUUACUCUUCCAGGAGAGUAGCCAGGAUAUGCUGGUGAUUUUGCAACGCUACUUUGAUGCUGCUCAGGAGCGGGAUGGCUACAUGACCAUGGCUGUCGACUGUGCUCUGGAAGGCUUUGCUAUACCCAUUCGAGCGGGAGUCUUGCUCAUGCAAAAGACGGCGGCAUUGAAGUGGAGUGUGGAACAUGCUUUGGCGGGAUGGGAUGCUGUGACAAAGUGGGUUCAUACGGUCGAAAGCCUGCAGUCUACGAGUGGAAAGACUACGCCAGAAGAAACAAAGGUCCUCGACAAUGUCCGGUAUCUUCUCAGCCAAAUCGACGUUGAUCGCUCUCCAUCUUGUUCUCUUGCUGCGGAUCUGGCUCGUGUCUGGGCUGGAUUAUAUGACGAUACCUGGGUUUGGGGUGGUAAGUAA
Molecule: messenger RNA, 681 nt
Organism: Colletotrichum fioriniae
Lineage: Eukaryota; Fungi; Ascomycota; Sordariomycetes; Glomerellales; Glomerellaceae
Source: RefSeq, a predicted model, not a curated record